Messenger RNA from Trypanosoma theileri, 390 nucleotides. RefSeq lists its product as uncharacterized. The annotation marks the transcript as partial. NCBI's taxonomy places the organism in Eukaryota, Euglenozoa, Kinetoplastea, Trypanosomatida, Trypanosomatidae. The record is from RefSeq and is a predicted model, not a curated record. The transcript has a single exon.
GUGCGGCUGGAGAUGGAACACCUCGCGGAGCUGCGGGCGCGGUGUGGCCAAACACGUGAAGAGGCGGAAAGACGUGCAUGGCAACAGACCGUCAGGCUGCGCAAGCAACUGGACACUGCGCACGAAAUGCGGGAGAGAAUGCGUGAUGGUGUUUCUCAGUGGCGAAUGAAGGUGCGAGUGCAAAGAAGAAAAAGAAAAGAAGGAGGAGGAGGAGGAGGAGGAGAGGUGGCUGCAGAGUCCCCAUCACAACAAACACAAGAGAACCAACAACAGCAAGAAGAAGAGUAUGAGGUGGAGUUACACCGGAUUCAUAGAGAUACACUGAAGGUUUCCCAAAAGCUCAUGGCACUGCGUCAGGAACGAGAUGAGCUUGAACCUUUGAAAGAAUAG